AUUACCGUAAAUUUAUUACAUUUGGUGUAUACAAUAUUUGGCAGAAAUUCAUUUUUAAACAAAUCAGCGUAGAUUUAAUUAAGCACUGUCUGAAUUAGCUGGCUAUAAAAGUAAUUAUACAAGACAUUUAGCGAUGUACUUGAAUUAGGAGCCUCAAUUUUACACAAAAUCACUGAAUGGAAUACACUGCUAAGUGUAAGACAUUUACAGUAUUUACAAGCUUUAAUAAAACAAAUUCCUUCUGCUUUAAAGGCAUCGAUGGAAAAUUAAAUGGUGACAACUUAGACAUUCGUGUAGACACCAAUGAUGUUAGAAUGAACAACAAGGCCAAGUACUAUCAUUUCUUUGCUACAGACUGGGUUGCAGAUCGAGUGUCUGAAAAAUUAAAAGACCUGGACGACAGAUCCCCAGUGGGUAACAUUAACCAGAUUUCCUAUGUUAACUUCAUUCCAACGCCAGAAGAGAAUACUCAGUUCAAAAACUAUCUAAAAGUCCUACUUGCAAGAAAAAUUGUAGACUACAUGCCUGAAUUUAAAUGGAUGGAAAAAGUACUUCCAGAUCACAUUCCACAUGAUUUACAACAGGAGAUGUCAACACCAUCCAAGAUAUUUAUGCUUCCAAAAAAUGACGCAUGCUAUUCAGAUUGUCUACACAUACUAGAUAGUUAUGUUGAGGAUAUAAACAGGAUCUAUGCCAAAGCUGGUAGAGGAGGUGAACUUGAUAAGUUGCAAGUUCCAGUGGGUGGUGAUCAACUAACUAGGGUACGCUUAGAGGGGGCAAAAGCACUAAGAAAGGGUACACAUACUGCUGUUGAAAGAUUCGAUCAGUUGAAUCCUUUCAUCAUUGAAUUAUUUCACACCCUGCAAGAUUUCUUGGAGAAAUUAUGCAAAAAGUUUUUAAAGCUGAACAAGGCCACGGAUAAAGCAACACUAGCACACCUGAAAGUGGUCAUCCGGAGGAGCAAUGUCAAUGGGAAGGUUAAAGUUCGUUUCAAGGCACAUGAGCAAUUUGUGGAUUGUGUUGGCACUGCUUAUCUGCUAUCCCUGGUAAUGGAACUCUUCAGAAUGCAGAAUCUCCAUGAUUUUCCAAUCCAUGAUAGCAUUCCAGAUAAUGUGAAGAUGCUUCAUUUGGGAAGAAGAAGUGAGACUUUCAAUAAGGUUAUGGACCUUGUAUUGAAGAAAACCUUCAUUCCACCAUUGCAACAAGACACAGAGGACAAUGGUCAGCCUCGUCCUGGAAGUUUGAUAGUGCAAGUUUGUGCAGGGAAUAUGAACCCAUGUCAGAUAGAGUCACCUGUAAACGAAAACCAAGUCACCAUCAAAUUAUCAAUUGGUGAAGAAAUGUACCAUCUUAAGGCAAGUACUGAACAAGUGCGUAAUGGAUGUACUUUCCACUUAACAAACAAACAAAUACCAGUUACAGUGAAAGAAGUAACACCACCCUCUGAUGAAUUGCAAAACUACACCAUCAACUUUCUCAACUGGUUUUUUAUUUCUUGUUCUAUGCAAGAUGCAAUUUCAGAAGGUAACAUAUACCUAACCAACAUUACACUGAAAUAUAUGAUGCCACUCUUCUACUCCCAUUCGUCUUUGUCAAAGUACAUGACCGAGUGUAUCGACUAUGUUCUUAAAACUGAAACUCUAUUGACACCUAAAAUGGCACUGAAAGUUAGGGCGGCAUCUUUCAUUAACCCAACUGGAAGGCUGGGACACAACAAAGCUGCUGACAUUGAAAAGGAAAACCAAGUUAAAAUGUUAAAAGAUUUGAUUCGUGGCCUAGGUGCAAAUAAAACAGAAAAUGCAAUUGUGAAAAUUUCCAAGGUGGCACCAGUAAUUCACAGCAUUUCCGACAACCUUUGUGCAAUGACAUCAACACAGAAUUUUCACACAACUCACAAAGUUAGACCAUGUGACCAAGAUGUUCAACAGAUCUUAGACAUCUUACAGAAGAACAACCCGUGGCAAAACACACCUGGUCGUCAUUUAAAGGCAUUCAAAUACAUUUCCAAAAGUCCAUAUAGUUUUAAUCGACAACAUUUUGAAAUGUGUGUUAUGAACACUGUUGAGAGACUUAAGCGAGGCAUUCCUACCACUGAUGACAGAGAAAGUGAUGAUGACGAGUAAACUCAUGGACAUUUAUUUAUAUAUUUGCAGAUAUAAAUAUUGAAUAUUUACAAUUACCAGGUUACUAAACACACAAUCUUUUUUUUACAGUUGUGCA
Messenger RNA from Saccostrea cuccullata (small rock oyster), 2220 nucleotides. RefSeq lists its product as uncharacterized. The record is from RefSeq and is a predicted model, not a curated record. Bases 177 to 2123 code for a protein of 648 amino acids. The transcript is spliced from 5 exons. Lineage: Eukaryota; Metazoa; Mollusca; Bivalvia; Ostreida; Ostreidae.